Molecule: messenger RNA, 1773 nt
Organism: Terrapene triunguis (Three-toed box turtle)
Lineage: Eukaryota; Metazoa; Chordata; Testudines; Emydidae
Product: large neutral amino acids transporter small subunit 2-like
Exons: 3
Biological process (GO): neutral amino acid transport; amino acid transmembrane transport
Cellular component (GO): membrane
Molecular function (GO): neutral L-amino acid transmembrane transporter activity; L-amino acid transmembrane transporter activity
Source: RefSeq, a predicted model, not a curated record
GGCCGGGGGAGGAGUCUGGCUCCCCCGCGGGUCGGUCGCUGGGAGCCGGGGCUCCAGCCCCAUGUGAGAGCGAGGGAGCUAGCCGGAGACAGGGACCGCCGGGGAGCAGAAACCCCCUGGCAGAAGUAGAACUCCCGCGCUGGAAGGAGGGAGCGAGAAAUUCCCCGAGGGAGGAGUGCCGGGCAAGAGAUCUCUGUAUAACCUCCGGGCGAGCGAGUGAGAGGUGCCGAGGGAGAACUGGGCGCCGGAAACGGGGAGCAAGAAAAGCCCCCGGGGAGAAGUCUCAGCUGGAAGGCGAAUAUUCCCGGGCUGGCGAGCCCCGUGUAAACCGGAGCAAGGGAAGGAAGCAGGCGGCGAGAAGGAGGAAGCCGAACGGGAUCAAACCGGUCUCGGGUUUCCAGGCUGCGCUCUCUCCCCUCCUCCGCCGGGUAUAGGACGGAAAAGGGGAACGAGUAAACAAGGCGGGACAAGUGCUGAGAUUUCGUGAGCAAGGGGCCGGAGCGGCCGGUUCCAGAGAGCUCGGACUGAACCGCACCAGAACCAGUUCCCAAUCCGGGUCUGGAAGGAGCCUAGUACCAGCUGCCGUCAGAACCAGAGUGCCAGGGACAGAACUGGACCAGUUCUAGGGGACACAAGCCCAGAACUGGUGUGAGAGGGAACUGGACCUGCAUGUCUGGCACCAGAAUCAGAGGCCCAAAACCAGCCUGGUUCUAAGGGUACCAGAUACAGAGUGUGAAACAGAACAACAGUCCCAGUCCAGAACCAACUGGGUUCUAGGAGGUUCAGACCGAGACAAAACUAACCCAGUCCCAGGGAAUCCAGAACCAUCUGGGUUCUAGAGGAUCUGAACCCAGAACUGGCCCAGUUCCAGGGACACCAGAACCAGCUGGGUUCUAGGAGAUCUGAGUCCAGAACAACAGAGACAGAACCACCCUGGUUCUAGAGGAUCGAAGCCUAGAACCAAGAAGACAGAACCAGCUGGGUUCUAGGGAGCCAGAGACCAGAACCAGAACAGGAGGGAGAUACACAGAACCGCACCGUUCUAAAAGAUCUGAGUCCAGAACCAGCAGGACAAGACCGUUCUGGCUUUAGAAGAUCUGAGUCUAGAAUCAGCCCAGUUCCCAGGCAUACGUGUCCAGUACAAGUGACUCCGAAGCGGCCCAGUUCUAGGACCCAGCUGGCUCUGGAUCCACUCCGGAUCGGUGCCCAGUGUUCUCCAGCACCGUUUGGUCCAGUUCUCUACCAUGGAGGAGGGUGCACGGCGCCGGGGUGGUUCCGAGAAGGCCACGGAUGGCCCAGAUCAGCCGGCAGAGGGUGGCGUGGGCCUCAAGAAAGAGAUUGGGCUAGUGAGCGCCUGCGGCAUCAUCGUAGGUAACAUCAUCGGGUCGGGGAUCUUCGUGUCGCCGAAGGGCGUGCUGGAGAACGCGGGCUCCGUGGGGCUGGCGCUGCUCGUGUGGAUCAUCACGGGGCUGAUCACGGCCGUGGGGGCGCUGUGCUACGCGGAGCUGGGCGUCACCAUCCCCAAGUCUGGCGGCGACUACUCCUACGUCAAGGACAUCUUCGGGGGGCUGGCUGGGUUCCUGCGGUUGUGGAUCGCGGUGCUGGUGAUCUACCCCACCAACCAGGCCGUCAUCGCCCUCACGUUCGCCAACUACGUGCUGCACCCGCUCUUCCCCACCUGCCUGGCGCCUGAGGGCGGGCUCCGCCUCCUGGCGGGCGUGUGUCUGCGUGAGUACCCUGCUACUCCCAGUGCUGCCACCACUACUCUAGCUG